AUGGCACGGCUGAUCGACACGCCGUUGUAUGACUUCCUGAACAAGAUGGAGGAAAUGCAGCCUCAACCAGACGAGUCUUACAUUCCGAUUCAGAGAUUCAUUCAGCUACUCGAGGCAACGGAGAAGGAAUCUCGUGCCAACAAUGCGUGCCAAGAGUGGAGUGUGUAUUCGAUGGGAGGCUGCUUCAAGAAGCAGUCGGGAAGUCGGGAUUACAUCGCUUUCGAGAAAGGAUCGGAGACCAAUGGCAAAUUUAGGGACUGCCAGACAUCCGGCAAGACAAUUGUUCCUGGCGACAAUUCUAUAUACCUUGUCUUGGGCAACGGGCCAAUUGACAAGGUCUGA
Bacidia gigantensis is the source of this 342-nucleotide messenger RNA. RefSeq lists its product as uncharacterized. The transcript has 2 exons. The coding region runs from base 1 to 342 and encodes 113 amino acids. NCBI's taxonomy places the organism in Eukaryota, Fungi, Ascomycota, Lecanoromycetes, Lecanorales, Ramalinaceae. The record is from RefSeq and is a predicted model, not a curated record.